CUUGCAUACGCCGCUUUUACAUGAGGCGAGCCCCCUAGUGAUUUCAAUAGUUACGUCGCAUUUCCGCCGGAGUAGCUGGGAAAGAAUCAGACCCAGUAUGUGGACGGAGCCGAGCGGGCGUUUGCUGGAGCGUGUGUGUAAACCCUCCCCCGCGUGUGCGGGCGGCACUGACCGAGCGCGUUCUGGAGUCUCCGUCGGGGGCAGGGCCGGUGGGGAGUUCCACGGGGGAAUCAGUUACCAAUCCAUGAGAGGAAAAUUAAACCCGGUUCCUGUCAGGUGAGGCCUGAGGUUAGGGUUGCCACCUCUGAGGUACAAAAAUCCAGGACAUCUGGGAUGAUCCUGAGCCAAUAAAACUGGACAGCUUGCAGAGUGUACUGAGCACCUUACAGUUUUCCCAGGACCACUACCUCAAAAAAGGGACAAUCGUUGGAAAACCUGGACAGGUGGCAAACUUACCUAAGGAAUUGAUGCACUUACAAUUGCCGGGUCAUUAUGCUGCUCCACCUGUGUAGUGUUAAGAAUCUGUACCAAAACAGGUUCCUAGGCCUGGCUGCCAUGGCGUCUCCAUCUAGGAAUUCACAGAACCGGCGCCGGUGUAAAGAACCUCUCAGAUACAGCUAUAACCCUGACCAGUUUAAUAACAUGGACCUCAGGAACAAUGCUCAUGAGACAGUAACCAUUCCACGAUCCACCAGUGAUACUGACCUGGUCACUUCAGACAGCCGGUCUACUCUCAUGGUCAGCAGCUCAUAUUACUCCAUUGGACAUUCACAAGACCUAGUUAUCUAUUGGGAUAUAAAGGAAGAAGUGGAUGCAGGGGACUGGAUCGGCAUGUAUCUCAUUGAUGAAGUCUUGUCUGAAAACUUUCUGGACUACAAAAACCGUGGGGUCAAUGGCUCUCAUCGUGGUCAGAUUAUCUGGAAGAUUGAUGCCAACUCUUACUUCGUAGAGUCUGAAACAAAGAUCUGCUUCAAAUACUACCAUGGAGUGAGUGGAGCACUACGAGCUACGACCCCCAGUGUCACAGUGAAAAACAGUUCUGCUCCCAUUUUUAAAAGCAUCGUCAAUGAAGAUCCAGUCCAGGGUCAAGGAAGUCGGAGACUGAUCAGUUUUUCACUGUCAGAUUUCCAGGCUUUGGGUCUGAAAAAAGGAAUGUUCUUUAACCCAGACCCAUACCUGAAGAUUUCCAUUCAGCCUGGAAAGCACAGCAUCUUCCCAGCACUUCCUCACCAUGGACAAGAGAAGAGAUCCAAGAUCACAUGUAAUACUGUGAACCCUAUCUGGCAAGGAGAGCACUUCAGCUUUGUUUCCCUUCCCACGGAUGUUCUGGAAAUAGAAGUUAAGGACAAGUUUGCAAAGAGCCGGCCAAUCAUUAAACGCUUCUUGGGGAAACUUUCCAUGCCAGUGCAACGCCUGCUGGAGAGACACGCAAUAGGGGACAGGGUUGUCAGCUACACUCUGGGACGUAGGCUUCCAACAGAUCAUGUCAGCGGCCAGCUGCAGUUUCGGUUUGAGAUAACUUCUUCUAUCCAUCCAGAUGAUGAAGAGGUCUCCAUUAGUGCAGAUCCUGAGUCAGCUGAACUGCAGGAAAGCCCUGUGAACUGCACCGCAGAGGAAAUCCUGGGUGAGCCUCCCUGCACCGGCACAGUGACCUCACAAAGUACAUCUCCAGAGCAGCUAAAUGGAUGUCAUGUGAAAAGUGUCAAUGUUGAUAUCCCUGGGGAAGUCAAACAGAACAGCUUAAAUGAAGAGCUAGCAGGAAAUAGGGAGGUUGGUGUAGUGCCAGCAGAUGCUACUGCGUCCUUGGAAUCCAUCCCUGGGGAAGUGCUGCCUUCCCUGAGUGCUCUGGAACUCUCUGAGCAGCUGGCUCUGCUGGUUUGCACACCUCCUCCAGAGAUUGACUUUAGGGAAAAUAAUAAAGUCAAUUCUGUUACUCAGGGACACGAGGACAUCUUCACCCGCAUGGAAGCACUAGAUACCGAUGAGGUGAGUGCAGACAUACAGACUGUCAAGUACUUGGAGAAAAUUCAGGAUGAGGAAGGCGCUUCAGCCCAGGAAGAGGAAGACAACAAGCUGCAGCUAAGAAUGUCAGGGAAAAGGAAAAACAGGCCCUGCUCCUUGCCUGUGUCUGAGCUGGAGACGGUGAUUGCAUCAGCCUGUGGUGAGCCUGAGACCCCUCGAACGCACUACAUUCGGAUCCACAAUCUGCUUCACAGCUUGCCCUCAGCACAGAUGAGUAGUGAUGGAGAGGAGGAGCCGGGAGGCGGCGAGAAUGACGAAGAGUCAACGGUCAAGGAAGUGUCAGAGAAGGAUGUGGUUAGCGAGUCUGAGACGCUAGCGGCAGAUCCUCCCCCUGAAAGCGGAACUGAUGAGUAUUUCAGCCGGGGGACUGUGCCCCGCAGCACCUCAGUUGAACACCUCUCAGACUUAAAUGGGCAGCUGUUGGAUGGAGAACAUCCAACGGCUGGAAGUGAGAGUGAAUCAAGUUCCAGGCCAUACGGGGACAAUGAGUGUGACACCUCUUGCUACAGCCCAUCCUGCUACAGCACCUCCUGCUACAGUACGUCCUGCUACAGCACCUCCUGCUAUAGCCCCUCCUGUUAUGACAGUAACAAUCGCUUUUCCAGCCAUACCCGUUUCUCCUCUGUUGACAGUGCAAAGAUUUCUGAGAGCACAGUCUUUUCCUCACAGGAUGAUGAGGAAGAGGAAAACAGUGCCUUUGAGUCAGUGCCAGAUUCAGUGCAAAGCCCUGAACUGGACAGGGAACAAGUGGAUGUCUCCGCCCAGUGGCCAGAUGAACUCAUAGCUCAUGGUGGGAAUUCACAAAGAGCAACAGAGAUCCUAGAAUCCCCAGUAGCAGGUCCAAGCAACAGAAGAGAAGGUGAUUGUCCUUUACUCCAUAAUUCUCAGCCAGUCAGCCAGCUUCCUUCCCUGAGGCCUGACCAUCAUCACUAUCCAACUAUUGAUGAGCCUCUUCCACCAAACUGGGAGGCUCGGAUAGACAGCCAUGGAAGGGUAUUUUAUGUGGAUCACGUGAAUCGAACCACAACAUGGCAGCGUCCUACAGCAGCAGCCACUCCAGAUGGAAUACGCAGAUCUGGUUCAAUCCAACAAAUGGAGCAGCUCAAUCGGCGGUAUCAAAAUAUUCAGCGGACUAUUGCAACAGAGAGGCCAGAGGAUGAUGCUGUUGUGAACAACAGAGUUGAGAGGCUCUCCACUGGAGGAGGAAGUGACUCUGAGACAGACUCUUCCCAGCCAAACUCAGAAAUUAGGCGAGAAGGGUCCCUUUCUCCAGUGAAUUCUCAAAAAAUCACCUUGCUGCUACAGUCUCCAGCUGUAAAGUUUAUCACAAACCCUGAAUUCUUCACCGUGCUGCAUGCAAACUAUAGUGCCUAUCGAGUCUUCACCAACAGCACCUGCUUGAAGCACAUGAUUCUAAAGAUCCGCAGAGAUGCUCGGAAUUUUGAGCGCUAUCAGCACAAUAGGGACCUGGUAAAUUUUAUCAAUAUGUUUGCUGACACCCGACUGGAACUUCCACGGGGCUGGGAGAUCAAAACAGACCAACAGGGCAAGUCCUUCUUUGUGGACCACAACAGCCGUGCUACCACUUUUAUCGAUCCUAGGAUCCCACUUCAAAAUGGCCGUCUCCCUAAUCAUCUGACUCACAGGCAGCAUCUCCAGAGACUUCGCAGCUACAGUGCUGGAGAGGCAUCAGAAGUCUCCCGGAAUAGAGGCAUAUCUCUGUUGACCAGACCAGGCAACAGCCUAGUAACAGCUAUUCGAAACCAGCACCAUCAUGAGUCAUUACCUCUAGCUUACAAUGACAAGAUUGUCGCAUUUCUACGCCAACCAAACAUUUUUGAGAUGCUGCAAGAGCGUCAGCCAAGCCUGGCCAGGAACCAUGCACUCAGGGAGAAGAUCCAUUACAUUCGGACAGAGGGUACACAUGGGCUUGAAAAGCUGUCCUGUGAUGCAGAUUUAGUAAUUCUAUUGAGCCUCUUUGAGGAGGAUAUUAUGUCCUACAUACCCCUGCAGGCUGCCUUCCACCCUGGCUAUAGCUUCUCUCCUCGCUGUUCACCCUGCUCCUCACCUCAGAAUUCUCCAGGAUUACAGCGAGCUAGUGCACGAGCGCCCUCUCCAUAUAGGAGAGACUUUGAAGCCAAGCUACGCAAUUUCUAUCGAAAACUUGAAGCCAAAGGAUAUGGACAAGGUCCAGGUAAAAUUAAGUUAAUUAUACGGCGUGACCACUUGUUGGAAGGCACCUUCAAUCAGGUGAUGGCUUAUUCACGCAAGGAGCUUCAGCGGAACAAACUCUAUGUCACAUUCGUUGGAGAGGAAGGCUUGGACUACAGCGGUCCCUCCCGAGAGUUCUUCUUCCUUCUGUCUCAGGAGCUCUUCAAUCCUUACUAUGGCUUGUUUGAGUAUUCAGCCAACGACACUUACACUGUACAGAUCAGCCCCAUGUCUGCGUUUGUGGAAAACCACCUUGAAUGGUUCAGGUUCAGCGGUCGUAUCCUUGGCCUUGCUCUCAUUCAUCAGUACCUUCUUGAUGCUUUCUUCACAAGGCCGUUCUAUAAAGCACUACUGAGGCUGCCGUGUGAUUUAAGUGACCUGGAGUACCUGGAUGAGGAGUUUCACCAGAGUUUACAGUGGAUGAAGGAUAACAACAUCACUGAUAUCCUGGAUCUCACAUUCACCGUGAACGAGGAGGUGUUUGGACAGGUGACAGAAAGGGAGCUGAAAUCAGGGGGUUCAAAUACACAGGUGACAGAAAAGAACAAGAAGGAGUACAUUGAGAGAAUGGUGAAGUGGCGUGUGGAACGAGGAGUGGUUCAGCAAACAGAGGCUCUAGUCCGUGGCUUCUAUGAAGUUGUAGACUCCAGGCUUGUCUCCAUUUUUGAUGCCAGAGAGCUAGAGUUGGUGAUUGCAGGUACAGCAGAAAUAGACCUCAAUGACUGGCGUAACAACACAGAAUAUCGUGGAGGUUACCAUGAUGGGCAUAUUGUCAUACGGUGGUUCUGGGCAGCAGUGGAGAGAUUUAACAAUGAACAGAGACUACGGUUACUGCAGUUUGUCACUGGAACAUCUAGUGUACCAUAUGAGGGUUUUGCAGCCCUUCGAGGGAGCAAUGGGUUACGGCGUUUCUGUAUAGAAAAAUGGGGGAAAAUAACAUCUCUUCCUAGGGCGCACACAUGUUUCAACCGCUUGGAUCUCCCGCCCUACCCAUCUUAUUCUAUGCUGUAUGAAAAGCUGUUGACAGCUGUUGAAGAAACUAGCACCUUUGGACUUGAGUGAGGGAAUUCAGGUAUUUCUGGUAUUUUCCUGGAUGAAGAUGUCACUUUCUUUCCCCACCGUCGUAUGAUCUUGGUUUUCCAUGUUUUUAUUUUUGAAAAACAAAAAUCAGGAUUGACAAAAGCUGUGCAUGAAGAUCUGCCUCCCUCUAAGAACUAACCUUCAUGCUUUCAUCCUCAGUUUCCAAUGGACUGCUAGCCUGUAUGCAAUAGAAAAACAAUUGUCUCAAGGUUUCUGUAUAUCUCCACAUACCUCCAUUAAUAAUAAUGAAAAUAUGAAUGCAAGUUAUGUUACACUUGACCAAAUGUUGAUAAAUGUUUACUUCCACCUACAUUGAUUAAAAAAUAAAUAACCUCGUCAACCAUUCCAAGCUUCUAUAUGCCUGUGUCUUCUAAACAAAUCCACAGUUCAUCUUUCUUCUUACCAGUUGUAUUCAGUCCUGGGAGGUGGUCAAGCAUUUAUUUCAUCCAUCUGUGUUUUUACUGUACAUAUCGUCCAUCAUAGAGAUACCUAUGAACAAAACUGAAAUUUUUAUAUAUGGACUCAAGAUCCACAUCAACCACAUCAGCUGGAACCAGCCCAGACAUAUGGUGCGAAUAAGACAUUAAAAAAAAACCUGUAAUGCAAUGCAAAGUAUUUUAGCGAUUGCUAUGGAUAGUAACUUGCCAGUACUGGAAAGAACUUUCACUUCAGACAUAUUGGGAAAGGCCUCUCUAUUGUAAUGUUUACCACACAAGAAGCACAAAUUUGUGCACAUUCAAGAAGGAUGUCUCAUGUAGCAAAAAGGACAAGGAUCCUUUGCCUAAAUAUUGUACAUGACAAAGAAAAGGGGACUAAGAAAUGUUCUACUCUUGUUAAUAUCUUUGGGUUCUGUUUACUGAUUCUUUGUUAACUGGUGUUUAAAACACUCCCUUACAAAUGAGAAGUAUAGACAAUCCCAUUCCCUAUAUCAGAAGCCAUUGAUUUCUUGUCAGGCAGGGUUAACUUCUGGUUGUUAUUGGGGAGGGUUGGUUUUUUUUGUUUGUUUUGUUUUUCCCUUUCCUUUAUUGUCAAAUGCAAACCUCCAGAAUCUCAGAACUGGUUGUGCACAGGCAAAGUUCUACUAAAUCUGAAGCUGCAGUGAGAUUUGUAGCAAUUCUUGGAGUGAAAUCUGCAUGCCUCAUUGGGUACCACUGAAUUAAAGGUCCAGCUCUUUUCUGGUACCUAGUUGAGGCAUCAAAUUCUUUAAUUUUGCGUCCUUCACCUUCCAGAUCCAAAGCCAGAAAAGGCAAGGCACCCAGUUGCAUGCUUUUUUGUUAUGGGUAUUGCUGAGGCCAUUAUAAUCAAGCCCACAACACUGGUUGGCUCCUACAUUUAACCUUUGCUGACCUCAUUUUCCAAAACUAACUGUGGAUUGAAAGUGUUUGUCUUAACUGGGAAAAUAGGAAGUAGUGCUUUAUUUCUAAGUACUCUAGUGUAAAAGAAUACACAUAACCAAACAUAAGUGAAAUACAGAGGAUAAUUGAUAUGAGCAAUAGCUCAAAUGAAAUAGAUGGCAGUCAGAUACCACACCCAUCUGUGCCUCUGUUACUAUACUCAUUGUGUUGUUAUGCUUCAGAAAACUGUCAAGUUCAUAGACUAAUUCAACCGUCAACACAUUCUGUUCUUAUAAAUCUACCCUUCAAAGAAUAUAGUCAGGCCCAGCCUUUCCAUGAGUUUUUACUGACUAUCAUAUUUACUAUUAAUACAUUAAUGUGUUUUCUAAUCAUUUUGAAUGAUUUUCUUCUUUAUUUGCAAGUUAGUGCUGUACUUAUCUUAAGAGUGACAGGUAAUGUGCUUCGAAGCAGAAAUACUAUAUUUUGGUGUAAUCAACAUAUUAAUUUUUAAGUGCUCCAUUAAUUCUACUUCACUAAUAUUUGAUGGCCACUUAAUAGUAUUUUAUUGGGUGUUUCAUUUAAUGUUAGUUAGUUAGUUAGUUAGUUAGUUAGUUAGUUAGUUAGUUAGUUAUUUGAUGAUAGUCAUUGAGGACCCAACUAUAGAUCAGGAUGUUUUGUGUUGGGCCCUGUACACUUGUGUAAAAACACAGUGCCUGUCCCAAAGAGCUCUUCAUUACAUAGUCAUAUACUGUGGAUGUUAGUUUUGAGAAUAAUUAUGUAACCUGUUUCUUUAUGCAUCUGUACCAUCAGGAUGAAUUAUGUGAGAGUGCGUUAUUCCAGGAUUUUCACAAAAGCUCUGACUCUCAUGCUGCAGUGUCCUCAGCAACCUCGACCCUAUUCAAAGGGAGCAUCUCAUAGUUUGGGUCCCAAAGGCCAAGAUUCCUGUUUUAUCCCUGAUAGAAUCAUUACAAAAUGGCAUAUGUUCUGUUUAACACUGAUACAGGAAAACAAUCAAAGACAGAUAUCCAGCUAGUUGGUCCAAGGUUCACCAAAGAAAACUGUACAUCAAGAGCUGUCUCACUAAUAUAAAGCGGGAGGGUAAAAUUGCAGUCUUUAGAUAACUGUAUAGUUAGAAUUUUUUAAAUAUUUCAAAGCUGUAUUUUAUUAAAAAAACUAUUUUUUGUAUCAUAAUGAAAGAUAUUUGUAUUUGCACAGACAGCGUAUAACUUCAGACUGAAACAAGAAACUGCUUCUGAAGUUUUUCUUCAGAUCAGGUUUGAUAUGGGCCAUAUGCUAAGGUUAGAAUAGGUUGUUGGCAUCCUCAUACUUGGCAGUUAUCAUGUCAAGCAACUUGGUAUUGCAGAUUAAGAAAAUAUAUGGCAUGAUCAUCUCUUUUUUUUCUACAAGUAUCACAAUCUCUGGCAAAAAAAACUCCAGGAAGUGCACAGCAUGGAAAUAUUAAAAUAAAAAAGCUGUUUUCUCAGAUGAUUCUGAUGGAAUCAAAAUGGAAAUACUCUGCAUAUUCAUGCAUCAAAAAUAAUAGUGAGGGAAAUCAAAUGACUCUCUUUCUGCAUGUCCUCGUAACCCUUUUACAGAUGCUCUUGCUAGAUUUGUCACCAAAACAUUGAAACUGUGGAAAAGAAAACACUAUACUUUCCCUUUUUUCCCUUCAGAAUCUUCAGCUGAUGCUAUCCUUUUAAUUCCCAUCUCUUGAUAAAGUCCUACUCAAGUAAAUUUCACAUAUUCAUGUCUUUGGAAUAUCAUUUUUAUGAUGGUUUGCAUAGUUAACAUCUCACAACAGGAACACUUAUUCAUUCUAUCUUUUCCAUUUAUUGAUCUUUAAAAACACACACAGACACACACAAGAGGAACUGUUUUCCCAUGUUCUUCAAUUCAAAUUCCAUUACUUAUCUUUAUAUGAGAGAAUUCUGCUCUCUCGUAGGUCUGCAUAUGCAUCAUAAUCAUUUUGAUUAUUCAUGAGACUCAUUUAUUCUCAGCCCUUUCUCGGGAAGAAAUAGAGGGUUUUCGACAGGAAGACUGUUGUGAAGCAUAUUAAAGAUGUACAGAACAAUCAUAACACAUUCAAUUUCCUUCAUCCUAAUUCCCUUCUUAAAACAUUGUGUUCUGACAUUAAGAUAGACAAGAUAUCAGUAUUGAUAGACAGAUUCUAGGCUUUAAGAAGAAAACAAUACAAAAACUGUGUUGUAAAGAC
Pelodiscus sinensis (Chinese soft-shelled turtle) is the source of this 8859-nucleotide messenger RNA. NCBI's taxonomy places the organism in Eukaryota, Metazoa, Chordata, Testudines, Trionychidae. The record is from RefSeq and is a predicted model, not a curated record.